AUGGACACGACUCCCAACCACACCUUCUCUGACCCCUCAGUGUUCUUCCUGUCUGGUAUUCCUGGACUGGAAAGCUCCCACGGUUGGAUCUCCAUACUUUUCUGCUCUGUCUUCACCACCUCCCUGCUGGGCAACAGCACCCUGCUGUACGUGAUCAAGACUGAUGAGAGCCUCCACAAACCCAUGUUCUUCUUCCUCUCCAUGCUGGCCUCCAUUGACCUGACCUUGUCCCUCACUACCAUGCCCAAAACACUGAGCAUCUUCUGGUUCAGGGCCAGGGAAAUAAGUCUGACCGCCUGCCUUGUUCAGAUGUUUCUCCUCCACACCUUUUCCAUCAUGGAGUCUGCUGUGCUCUUGGCCAUGGCCUUUGAUCGCUACGUGGCCAUCUGCCACCCUCUGAGGUACACCACCAUCCUCACCAAUUCCUUGGUAGCCAAAAUUGGGCUGGUGGCUUUGGUGCGGGCUGCGUUCCUGAUGCUCCCAUUGCCCUUCCUGCUUAGGAGAAUGCCCUAUUGCCGCUCCCACGUUAUCGCCCACUGCUACUGUGAGCACAUGGCGGUGGUGAGAUUGGCAUGUGCCCACACUCGGUUCAAUAACAUCUACGGGAUCAUAGUUGCUCUCUUUGUUGUAGUACUUGAUUUGACCUUUAUUGGUCUUUCUUACACCAAGAUCCUACAAACUGUCCUCAGUCUGGCUUCAAAGGAAGAGCAGCUCAAAGCCUUCAGCACUUGCAUCUCUCACCUGUGUGCCAUAUUGGUUUUCUACACUCCUGUGGUCCUCUCCUCAGUCAUCCAUAGAUUUGGUCACCAUGUUCCUCCCUACAUACACAUCCUGUUGGCCAACUUCUACCUCCUCUUCCCACCCAUGAUGAACCCCAUCAUCUAUGGGGUGAAGACCAAACAGAUACGGGACAGAGCUCUCCUCCUCUUUCACCGGAAAAGCUUUUGA
Podarcis muralis (Common wall lizard) is the source of this 948-nucleotide messenger RNA. RefSeq names its product olfactory receptor 52K1-like. Gene Ontology annotation, molecular function: olfactory receptor activity; G protein-coupled receptor activity. Lineage: Eukaryota; Metazoa; Chordata; Lepidosauria; Squamata; Lacertidae. The record is from RefSeq and is a predicted model, not a curated record. Gene Ontology annotation, cellular component: plasma membrane. Gene Ontology annotation, biological process: G protein-coupled receptor signaling pathway.